AUUCGUAAAUUUAAUUAUAUCUCUACACCAUAUCUUCUAUCCAAAUUUUCGUUUUUCAAGCGGAUGACCGUCCAUGUACUUGUUAGAAAGCUAAAGUUGUAAAAGCUCAAAAAAGAAGUGCCAUACGCAAUAUUCUCUUUUUGAAGCAUAAGAAACAUAAUUAAUGUAGAUCAUCUUUGCUCAAUAUUAUGCUUCCUAAUUUCUGAAAGACAAAUCUAACUGUAUUGGCAUCUACUUGGAGCGGUAGUGAACUUUUCGCCAUGGCUGAUAUCGAUGUAAUAGAUUACUUGAAGUCAGCUACAACUUCAUUUUUAAGGCUGCAAGCUGGUGUAUAAAAAAAAAUUAUUUUAAUCUUCAGGUUAAAUUUGUUCUAUUGUUUGUCUCGUUUACAAAGAGAUGGAACCUUUAGAACUCAACGAGGCACAAAAAAAUGAGCUUCAUAUAAUCUUCAAUUUGUUCGACAAGAACAAAGAUGGGAAAAUCACAUUACAGGAGCUAGCAGCAGUUAUAAGAACCUUGGUUGGUCAGGAUUCGUCCGAAUCUAAUCUGGUCGAUAUGAUGAACCAGGCUGAUAAGGAUGGUGAUGGGUUAAUUAGCUUUUCAGAGUUUCUCGAAACGAUGUCAAAUAAUAUGCACAGUCUUAGUGAAGAAGAAAUUCUAAAAGAGGCGUUCAAAGCCUUCGACAAAAACGAGAAUGGCUAUAUCGAAUUUCCAGAGCUGCGUGCGGUGUUUCAGGGUUUGGGUGAGGCUCUCAGCGACAACGAUAUCUCCGAAAUGAUUCGUGAAGCUGAUACGGAUGGAGACGGAUGUGUAGAUUACAAAGAAUUUGUCCAAAUAAUGAAUUCGUUCAAAUAAAUUGGGUCUGACAAAAACAAAUAUUGUGUGCUCUCAGCUGCUGUUUCUUUCAUUUGAAAUGAUGAAAAAGUUGAGCACUAUAACAAGAUAUAAAACUUAAGAGGAAGCGCAUUUGUCGUGA
This is a messenger RNA of Schistocerca gregaria, 976 nucleotides long. Its product is annotated as neo-calmodulin-like. The record is from RefSeq and is a predicted model, not a curated record. The coding region runs from base 397 to 855 and encodes 152 amino acids. Gene Ontology annotation, molecular function: calcium ion binding. NCBI's taxonomy places the organism in Eukaryota, Metazoa, Arthropoda, Insecta, Orthoptera, Acrididae. The transcript has 7 exons.